Molecule: messenger RNA, 1533 nt
Organism: Camelina sativa (false flax)
Lineage: Eukaryota; Viridiplantae; Streptophyta; Magnoliopsida; Brassicales; Brassicaceae
Source: RefSeq, a predicted model, not a curated record
AUGGCUUCGUCCUCUUCACAUCGACUCUGGAACUAUGAUGUCUUUCUCAGCUUCCGAGGAGAAGACACACGCAAAAGCUUCGUUAGCCAUUUGCAUAAAGCGCUUGUUAGUAGGGGAAUUGUUACUUUCAAAGACGACCGUAAGCUUGAGAUCGGAGAAUCUAUUUCUGAGGAACUCUGCAAAGCCAUACAGAGUUCAAGAUUUGCUGCUGUAGCUAUCUCCGAGAACUACGUUACUUCAAGGUGGUGCUUGGAGGAGCUCCGAUUGAUUAUGGAACUUCAGGGAAAGAAGGAGAUUGAAGUCGUUCCUAUUUUCUAUGGUGUGAAUCCCUCUGACGUGAGAAAUCAGAGAGGAAGUUUUGCUUUAGAAUGGUACCAAGGUUUAGAAAUGGCCGACAAGGUUCUUGGAUGGAGAGAAGCACUUACUCGUAUCGCCAACCGAAAGGGCAAGGUUCCACACAAUGAUUUCAGUGAUAUUGUCGGGAUGAAAACACAUGAGGAAGGUCUCAGUCCUCUCUUGAACAUGGACGCCAAUGAUGAGGUUCGUAUGAUAGGAAUAUGGGGAAUGGGAGGCAUUGGCAAAACCACCAUAGUCAAGAGAAUUUCUUCCAAACAUGGUCUCUUAUACUUACAAGAACAGCUUCUUUCCAAUAUUUUGGGUGAAGAACAUGUUAAGUUGUGGAGUGUGGAACAAGGUGUUCACUGUAUCAAGUCAAGGCUUGGACACCUCAAAGUUUUUAUUAUCCUUGAUGAUGUGAAUGAUGUGAACCAGCUGCAUGCACUGGCAAAAGAGGCUAGAUGGUUUGGACUAGGCAGUCGAAUUAUUGUAACAACACGAGACAAGAGCUUGCUUAACAACUCUUGUGGAGUAAGAUUUGUUUACGAUGUUAAGUUCAUGGAUAAUGAUACUGCCCUCAAACUCUUCGAGCAGGUUGCUUUUGAAGGAGGACAUCCUCCUUCUCAUGUCUACAAAGAUCUCUCAAUUUGUGCUACAGGGCUUGCACAAGGUCUUCCUUUGGCCCUUGAGGCUUUUGGCUUUUAUCUCCAUGGCAAGUCCAUAGUGGAGUGGAAAGAUGGUUUAAAAUCGUUUGAAGAAGCUCCUUACGAAAACAUUACGAGUAUCUUGAAUAUUAGCUACAAUAGCUUAGACGAAGUUGGUAAGGCUGCUUUUCUUCAUGUCGCAUGUCUUUUCAAUGGAGACCCAGUCCUACGAGUCAGUACCCUUCUUAAUCGCGGUGAAUUUGAGAUAAGACAUUUAGCCAAAAAGUCUCUCAUUGACAUAUCAACUGAUGGGUGUAUAGCUAUGCAUGGUUUGGUAGAGCAAACGGGAAGACAUAUCGUGCGUCCAGAAUCUGGAAGCAGACCUGCCAAACAACGCAUCUUGUGGCAUCCUGACGACAUAUAUGCACUACUGGCAAACUAUGCAGGUACAAGCAAAAUUGAAGGCAUCACACUCGAUGUUAGUGCACUGCCCCAUAGCUUUCUGUUGAUGUAUGAAAUCGACAAUAUAAAUGAUAUCAAUAAAGUGGGAUGA